Messenger RNA from Aspergillus melleus, 1494 nucleotides. RefSeq names its product NADH-quinone oxidoreductase subunit NuoF (gene NDH51). The transcript is spliced from 3 exons. NCBI's taxonomy places the organism in Eukaryota, Fungi, Ascomycota, Eurotiomycetes, Eurotiales, Aspergillaceae. Gene Ontology annotation, molecular function: FMN binding; NAD binding; 4 iron, 4 sulfur cluster binding. The record is from RefSeq and is a predicted model, not a curated record. Bases 1 to 1494 code for a protein of 497 amino acids.
AUGAUAUCUCGAGCGGCGGCUCCCACGCCUUCCUCCCUCGCCAACCUUUCCUCCCGGUCUCUCCGAGUCCAGGGCCCGGCUGCCCGCUCCUUCGCGACCGUCCAGGACAACGCCCCCCCCGUUCGCGGCCAUGGCGGUCUGCAGGAUCAGGACCGCAUUUUCACGAAUCUUUACAGCCACCAUGGUGCGGAUCUGAAGUCGGCAAUGAAGUACGGUGAUUGGCACCGCACCAAGGACAUUGUGUUGAAGGGUCAUGACUGGCUCAUCUCCGAAAUCAAGGCCUCUGGUCUUCGUGGUCGUGGUGGUGCCGGUUUCCCCUCGGGAUUGAAAUACUCCUUCAUGAACUUCAAAGAUUGGGAUAAGGACCCCCGUCCCCGAUACCUGGUCGUCAACGCCGAUGAGGGUGAGCCCGGAACCUGCAAGGACCGUGAGAUUAUGCGGAAAGACCCCCAGAAGCUCAUCGAGGGCUGUCUCGUUGUCGGUCGUGCCAUGAACGCCAACGCCGCCUACAUUUACAUCCGUGGUGAAUUCUACCACGAAGCGACCAUCCUCCAGCGGGCCAUCAACGAGGCCUACGAGGCCGGCCUGAUCGGAAAGAACGCCUGCGGUACCGGCUACGACUUCGACGUCUACAUCCACCGCGGUAUGGGUGCUUACAUCUGUGGUGAGGAGACCUCGCUCAUCGAAUCCAUCGAGGGUAAGGCCGGCAAGCCCCGUUUGAAGCCCCCCUUCCCCGCUGCCGUCGGUCUGUUCGGCUGCCCCAGUACCGUCACCAACGUCGAGACCGUCGCCGUGACCCCCACCAUCAUGCGUCGUGGCCCCAGCUGGUUCUCCUCGUUCGGUCGUGAGCGUAACGUCGGUACCAAGCUCUUCUGUAUCUCCGGUCACGUCAACAACCCCUGCACCGUCGAGGAGGAGAUGUCCAUCCCUCUGCGCGAGCUGAUCGACCGCCACUGCGGUGGUGUCCGCGGCGGCUGGGACAACCUCCUGGCUGUCAUCCCCGGUGGAUCUUCGACCCCCGUUAUCCCCAAGGCCGUCUGCGACGAGCAGCUCAUGGACUUCGACGCCUUGAAGGACUCCCAGACCGGUCUGGGAACCGCCGCCGUUAUCGUCAUGGACAAGUCGACCGACAUCGUGCGCGCCAUCUCGCGUCUGUCCACUUUCUACAAGCACGAGAGUUGCGGUCAGUGCACUCCCUGCCGUGAGGGCAGCAAGUGGACCAUGCAGAUGAUGCAGCGUCUGGAGACCGGUCAGGCCCGCGAGCGUGAGAUCGACAUGCUUCAGGAGCUCACCAAGCAGGUUGAGGGUCACACCAUCUGCGCUUUGGGUGAGGCCUUCGCCUGGCCCAUCCAGGGUCUGAUCCGUCACUUCCGCCCCGAACUCGAGACCCGCAUCAAGGAAUACCAACAGGAGCUGGGUGGCCAGUCUCCCUACGCCGGUGGCUGGCACCCUAACAGCAAGGCGGAGGGCAAGCUGAUCUCCCCUGGCAUGUAA